Molecule: messenger RNA, 303 nt
Organism: Penicillium canescens
Lineage: Eukaryota; Fungi; Ascomycota; Eurotiomycetes; Eurotiales; Aspergillaceae
Exons: 2
Coding region: 1-303 (100 amino acids)
Source: RefSeq, a predicted model, not a curated record
AUGCUCACGUCAGAAGCCCGCCCCGAUUCCCGUCCAAAUCCUGCAUGGGCCGGCAAAAAUCGCUUUGGAGGCAAUGAUCUCCUUGGGAAUUGCGUCUCCAUCACGUGUUAUGGUACUGUCCUGAUGCUAGCGCUGAUGACUUGGCAUUUUGAUGCUUCAUCUUCUAAAGCAUCACAGGACCUGAUUGAUUUCCUGAGAUGUCCUUACAACAGUGAAGUGAAGAGAAUACUGGAGGGUCGAUAUCGAAGCAGAAUGCGUGAAACGGGCUCUCCAAACUUCGACUUUUUGCUUGUCCUGAAUUGA